UUCACUUGUCUUGACACUACCACCAAACUCUUAUCUAAUUUACCGUCCCUCCCAUGGAGUUCUCGAGAAGACACGUCAGAGCUCAAGUGAUAAAGACAGUUUCAGUGCUUGUGGUUGUGGCCUUGUUGAGUCUAAGAGGAGCUGAAAGCAGAAGAGCCAGGAUUCAGCAGGGUGGGUCUUUGGAGUACAAAGCUAUUAGCUGCAGAUCUCACAGUGCAUCCCUGACGGAUUUUGGUGGUGUUGCUGAUGGCAAAACAUCAAACACAAAGGCAUUUCAGGCUGCAAUCGAUAAACUAAGCCAAUAUGCAUCAGAUGGCGGCGCUCAGCUAUACAUUCCUGCAGGAAAAUGGUUGACCGGCAGCUUCAGCCUCACCAGCCACUUCACUCUCUAUCUACAUAAGGAUGCUGUUCUCCUUGCUUCCCAGGAUAUGAACGAGUUUCCUGCGCUCAAACCAUUGCCAUCAUACGGUCGAGGAAGGGAUGCGGCAGCCGGCAGGUACACCAGUCUCAUUUUUGGAACAAACCUCACUGACGUUGUUGUCACAGGUGACAAUGGCACAAUUGAUGGUCAGGGAGCAUUCUGGUGGCAAAACUUCCACAGGGGAAAGCUAAAAUACACUCGUCCUUACCUGAUAGAACUCAUGUUCUCAGACCAAGUUCAGAUUUCAAAUCUAACGCUCCUAAACUCUCCUUCAUGGAAUGUUCAUCCAGUUUACAGUAGCAAUAUACUUGUGCAAGGGAUCACGAUCAUCGCUCCAGUUAAAUCUCCAAACACUGAUGGUAUCAAUCCAGAUUCUUGCACAAACGUUAGAAUAGAAGACUGUUACAUAGUCUCUGGGGAUGACUGUAUAGCCGUUAAGAGCGGCUGGGAUGAGUAUGGCAUAGCAUUUGGGUGGCCAACCAAACAACUAAUAAUCAGACGGCUCACAUGCAUUUCCCCAUACAGCGCCGCGAUCGCAUUGGGAAGCGAGAUGUCAGGCGGGAUACAGGAUGUGAGGGCCGAAGACAUUGUGGCCAUCCAAACCGAAUCAGCAGUGCGGAUCAAAACAGCCAUAGGAAGAGGAGCAUACGUGAAAGACAUAUACGUGAAGAGAAUGAGCUUGCACACAAUGAAAUGGGUGUUUUUGAUGUCAGGCAAUUAUAAGGCACACCCUGAUAAUAAAUAUGACCCCAAUGCGCUGCCAGUGAUACAAGGGAUUAACUAUAGGGAUGUGGUGGCAGAGAAUGUAACAGUGGCAGGUAGAUUGGAAGGGAUUUCUGGUGAUCCCUUUACUGGCAUUUGUAUGUCGAAUGUGACCAUUGGGAUGGCUUCUAAGGCGAAGAAGAUGUCGUGGAGGUGCAGCGAUGUUGCCGGGAUUACGAGUGGCGUGACUCCCCCGCCGUGUGAUUUAUUAGCUGAUCAAGGGCCGAAGAAGGUCACCACAUGUGAUUUUCCAGAGGACACUCUACCGAUAGAUAUGGUAGAGUUUAAGCAGUGCUCUUAUAGAAUGAGUUAUGUGUGAACUUUGUUUAAUGUGUACUAAAAAUAUUAGCUUUUUUUUCGUUUUUUGUUUUGAGGAAAUACUAAAAAUAUUAGUUGUUAUAACAAGGAGUGGAGUCAGAAAUUUUA
Molecule: messenger RNA, 1609 nt
Organism: Quercus lobata
Lineage: Eukaryota; Viridiplantae; Streptophyta; Magnoliopsida; Fagales; Fagaceae
Product: probable polygalacturonase
Exons: 6
Coding region: 54-1502 (482 amino acids)
Biological process (GO): carbohydrate metabolic process
Molecular function (GO): polygalacturonase activity
Source: RefSeq, a predicted model, not a curated record